AUGGAAUUUAUUGAUAGUGAUGAAGACUCAUUUGAAGAAGAAAUUGAAAAUUUGCCAAUAUUGAUGGACAAUAUUGAUGAUGAAAAUUAUAAUGCAGUUGAAAUAAUAGGAGCAAAUAUAAAUGGGAUUCAACGAAUUCAGCACAUUAAAGUUAUAAACUACAUCGAAUCAAUAGUAAGAAAUUAUAUUGAGACAGAUUUCACUAUGCAUUUUCGAUUGUCGAGGGAAGUUGCUUACGACCUAAUCGGUCGUUUUGAAAUAUCCCAAAUUUAUAUGGAUUUACAAGUCUUUGCAGGAUAUGAGCCAAUGACAGCUGAAAAACACAUGCUAUGUUUUUUGUGGUUUGUUGGACACCAAACUGCCAGCUAUCGCGAUGUAGCUGAUAGGUUUGGAAUUUCUAUAAGUGCUCUGCACAAAUUGAUAACAAGAGUUACUUGUUUCUUGGUUUCCCUAUCUGCAAGAAUUAUUAGAUUGCCUACAGUACAAGAAAGAGAAGUAACAAAACAAUUUUAUCUUGGAACAAAAGGUUUUCCUGGUGUUGUCGGUGCCAUUGAUGGAACCCACAUUAGGAUCGAUAGACCUUCAGAAGAUAAAGACUCGUAUAUUAAUCGAAAACAAUAUUUCUCCAUUCAUAUGCAGGGAGUAGUAGAUCAUAAUAAAAAAAUUAUUGACAUUUGUGUUGGUUAUCCCGGCUCUGUUCAUGAUGCUCGAGUUUUUAGAGAAUCGAUAAUUAGCACCAAACUUGAAGACUUUUGCGGUGACGAUGGUUACAUACUUGGCGAUACUGCAUAUCCAUGCUUGAAACAUCUAUUAGUUCCUUACAAAGAUCGAGGACAUAUGACAAGAGCUCAAGUAAAAUUUAAUCAGAAAUUAAGUUCAUGCCGUGUCGUAGUCGAAAAUGCAUUUGGUUCUUUAAAACAAAGAUUUCGACAAUUGUAUUAUAUGAAGUUAAAAAACAUAGUUCGUUUGAUUGAAAUUAUAGUUGCUUGUUGUGUGUUGCACAAUUUAGCAAACGCUAAUGAUUUACAACUGUUUGAACCUCCUAUAAAUGAUGAAGAUCCCGAUGAUGAAGUACAAAUAGUUCCAAAUGCCAAUGUCGAUGAAAAUGUUGCUAAUGAUAGCGACGACGGGAAGCUUCUUCGUGAUGAACUAUGUCGUCAAUUUGCUAUGCGAAAUUGAACUGUAUGCGCAUUAAUAUUUUUUCACUUUUGUUGGACGUAUAAACAUUUCAUACAUGAA
Messenger RNA from Leptopilina heterotoma, 1239 nucleotides. Its product is annotated as putative nuclease HARBI1. The coding region runs from base 1 to 1179 and encodes 392 amino acids. NCBI's taxonomy places the organism in Eukaryota, Metazoa, Arthropoda, Insecta, Hymenoptera, Figitidae. The record is from RefSeq and is a predicted model, not a curated record. The transcript has 5 exons.